Molecule: messenger RNA, 827 nt
Organism: Trichogramma pretiosum
Lineage: Eukaryota; Metazoa; Arthropoda; Insecta; Hymenoptera; Trichogrammatidae
Gene: Naa20A
Product: N-alpha-acetyltransferase 20
Exons: 6
Coding region: 115-636 (173 amino acids)
Biological process (GO): N-terminal peptidyl-methionine acetylation
Cellular component (GO): NatB complex
Molecular function (GO): protein-N-terminal amino-acid acetyltransferase activity
Source: RefSeq, a predicted model, not a curated record
CAGGCAGACUUUUGUAUAUAUUUUACGUGCCGUGCCCAGACACCACGCUCUAAACCAUACCAAAACUAAAGUUCCUUUGCAAGUUUUAUUUGCAACAAAUUAUAAAUCGUCGUUAUGUCUACCUUAAGGCCGUUUACAGUCGAUGACUUGUUUAAGUUUAACAACGUAAAUUUAGAUCCUCUUACUGAAACUUAUGGAUUAUCUUUUUACAUGCAAUAUUUGGCUCAUUGGCCUGAAUUCUUCCAAGUAGCAGAAUCACCUAGUGGUGAAAUUAUGGGUUACAUUAUGGGUAAAGCAGAAGGACACGGAGAGAACUGGCAUGGACACGUUACAGCUCUCACAGUUUCUCCAGAUUAUAGAAGACUAGGUCUUGCUGCAAGGCUCAUGAACUUUUUGGAAGAAGUUUCAGAGAAGAAAAGAGCUUACUUUGUAGAUUUGUUUGUUAGAGUUAGUAACAAAGUGGCAAUAAAUAUGUAUGAACAACUAGGAUAUAUAGUAUACAGAACUGUAUUAGAAUAUUAUAGUGGUGAUCCUGAUGAAGAUGCUUAUGACAUGAGAAAAGCCUUGUCUAUAGAUGUCAAAAGAAAAUCAGUAGUUCCUCUUACACACCCUGUGCGACCUGAAGAUGUAGAUUAACUUUUAGAUUACAUAAACUAAUGUGUCAUAAAAUUUCAAGAAUCAAUCAUUAUAUAUUUUCAUCGUAGUAUUGACAAAUGAAUUAAAAUUCACUAAUUAUAGCUGAUAUUAAAUACAUUCAUAAUUUUUAUGAUGGUAACACAAUGAUUUUUAAGAACUCUUUAUAUAAUAGAGACAAUUCUUUAUCCAUG